This is a messenger RNA of Astyanax mexicanus (Mexican tetra), 2529 nucleotides long. RefSeq lists its product as uncharacterized. Lineage: Eukaryota; Metazoa; Chordata; Actinopteri; Characiformes; Acestrorhamphidae. Bases 732 to 1676 code for a protein of 314 amino acids. The record is from RefSeq and is a predicted model, not a curated record. Gene Ontology annotation, molecular function: catalytic activity. The transcript has 4 exons.
GGAGGGGGCUCGUAGAGUCAGGGCUUGUCUGUGGAUCAGUUCAGUUAGCAGUUAGCUCAGUUGUUAAACUGUGUGUCGGUUUAAAGCCAGAUCUCAGUGUUAGGUGUAGAUAUCUGUGUAUUAAUCUCGUAUUAAGUCUGUGUGAAACUGUGUGAGUCACCGCAGGCCGGCUCGACCUGAGGGAUUAGUGAGGGAGGGACAGCAGCAGCAGCAGCAGCAGCAGACCGGCUCAAACCGGACUGAACCGGCUGAGUCUCUCCGGCGCAGCGGGGAGCAGAAGUCAAUAGUUUACUAAUAAAAAGGCGGAGAAUCGCUAAAACCUUUAACCUAAAUAAUAAAACACAUUUUGAUUAUUACUUAAUAUUUAAAGUUACAGAGUUUGAUUUUUUUAAUUAUGUAGUUUCUAACAGACACACUGAGAGAAACACACUAUUAUUUAGCUACCUGUCCGUCUUGGACCGAGUCGCCUGACACGCGCUGAUUUGUUUUAGGAGCCCUGGUGAUCUUUAUGUAAAACUGUGGAGCUCUUCUGUUCUAUAUUAAUGAGCUCCCCGGUUCAUUUCAGGCCACAGUGCUGUAGGUUUCCUGUUCUCCAGCGCUUCAUGCUGAGGGUCUGAUUCCCCCUGGUGGAGGAGAGGCUGAGGCACAGCGCUGCAGGUCUGACUCCAGCCCGCCGAUCAGCAGUGUGGUGUUUUGUACUGGCCAGUGUUCUGCGGAGAACAUUAACCACAAUGUCCUGCUCUGAAAGGCUUGUGAUUUGGAAGGCUGGGGACCUGGAAGCAUACCUUCAUCCUUCUCCAUGGACCCCAGGAGCCACUGUUGUAACAUAUAAUGACAAUAAUUCACUUACGAAUCCCAGCAGCCUCUUCCAUCUGCCUGAAGACUCUUUCCUGAAGCUGAUGUUGGGAGCGAGGACAGUGGGAGGCUUCCUGUGUGAGCGCCUCGCAGUGCGGCGCUGUGCCCUCGUCCACAUGCCUCAGCACGAGGAGCAUGAAGAUCCCGCUGUAAAGCUGCUGGUGCUACCUCUCCAUGGCCUGCAGGAGGAGUGGCAUCCUCAUCUUGCUCCUGAGGAGGACUUCCAGCCAUAUGAUCCUGGAUACAUUACAUCGAAGAGUGGCCCACGAUGGACAGACCUCAGUUUAGAAGGUGUUAAAGACAAGAUCCGGGCAAACCUACCUUCUCCAAACGCCCCUCUCAACUACACUUUCCUUGGAGACCCAUCUCACCCGGGGUUGUUUUCACGAAUUGUCCGAGGUGUGGAGCAACAGUGGCGGGUUUGGGAGAAUGAGGAGCACAUUGCAUUUCUCACACCGUUUCCCAACACACCAGGUCUUACUGUACUCAUUCCCCGCAAACCCCUGACCAGUGACAUCCUCCGGCUGGAGGAGGGGGAUUAUAAGGAUCUGGUGCUGGCGACUCGAGAGGUGGCCCGGCUGUUGGAGCAGGGGUUGAGUGCAUGGGGGGUGGGGCUUAUAUUUGAGGGAUAUGAGAUUGACUAUGCUCAUGCUAAACUGAUCCCUUUGGUGCAACCACCUGGCAACCUAACCCACAAUCAAUCAUGCCCAGUUCCUGAGUUUUAUGACAAAUACCCUGGGUUUGUGACAUCAGCCAGUGGACCUCCAGCCAGUGCUGAAAGCUUGAGGAAUAUCCAUGCCAAAAUUACCCAGGUGUCCUAGAACUGAGUGAAACUUUUUUAGUUUUUUUAGUACCAAAGUGAAUAUAUAUGAAAAUAAACUCAAAUUAGAACAGUUCCAAAGUACUUUAUUUUAAAUUAAACCACAGCUAGUUCCAACCCUACAAUGUGAUUGGCUGAGAGAUGUUCUAUAAGUGCCAUUAUCAGCCGGUAAUGCACUGUAACCAAAGCUCUAGGUUAAAGGUAACCUAGCAACUAUGCAGCACUUACAAGCCAAACAGAGCAGCAACAGAACUAUAUUAACUCACAAAGUGUUUAUAGCCUAACAAAUCGUAUUUUCUAUUUUAAAGCAACUGACACUAAAUAGGUGCAAUUUAAUAAAACCGGACUUCUGAAGAAAUGUUUGUAAUGCAUAAUCAAAUCAUAUAUAUUUUUUCAGAAGUAAAUAAAAUUUGUCAGAUAGCAGAAAGAAAUAUUUUUGCAAUUUCAAAAGUGUUAAAGUAUAUCAAAGUGUUGUGAUUUGUUACACCUUAUUUUACAUUUUAUUUGAUGUUACUUACAUGUUUUACAUUCCUAUCUUUUUAAAUACUAAGCUGUCUAAUAACACUUAAUUAUGCAACGCUUUAAUGAUAGAUAGUAUUUCUUCAAUUAUUUUGGGACAAUUCACAACUGUACCAGUAGGAUUUUGUAAUGCACCCUAGUGAGUUUACGUUCACUUGACUGAAGGGUAAAUGUGCUGCUUGCAUAAAUGAAAAACAAUCAAUAUGAAUGUAAAUAUUAUUUUAAUUUCAGUGCUUUUAUUUGGAUUGCUCUGUAUUGUAACUGUAUAUCAUUAUAUAACAACUGUAAGUUUUAGGAAUUUGCUGAAACAAUCAAUAAAUGAGAAAUGUACUGUA